GAUGGUGUCUGAAGACAGGAUUUAUAUCGCGGUGGGGAAGGAUGCGAAAGAGAACAAAUCAAAGAUUGUCUGGACGGUGCAUCAAUCCGGAUGCAACUUCAAGAUCUGUAUCGUUCACGUCCUAGUCCCGUCGCGGAGGAUCCCCAUGGGAGGCCUGGGUGCCGGACUCCUUGCGAGCUCGGCGAACGAGAUAGUGUUAAGAGAACACAGAGAAAAAGAGAGGAUGAACGCGAAUAAAAUCUUGGAUUGCUGCCUGCUCGUUUGUAAACAAAUGGGGGUGACAGCGGAGAAAGCGUACAUAGAAUCGGACAGCGUCGAAAAGGGGAUUGUGGAGCUCGUACAUUCGCAUGAGAUCAGAAAGCUUGUGAUGGGUGCAGCAGCGGACAAGCUCUACUUCAAGAGGAUGACAGAAAUCAAGUCCGAGAAAGCCAUCUUCGUUCGCGACAACGCGCAUGUCUCUUCCCACAUUUGGUUCAUCUGCGACGGGCACCUCAUUCACACAAGGGAAGCUCGGACGGUUCAAGUCGUUGCAGAAGUUCCUAGUGAUGCGCCAGCACCAAAGACUCCGAGCCUUGGAGCCGGAAAGUCGAGUCUCUCGAAGUCACAAUCCGCCAAACUGCAGAGGAGCCGUACGACGAAGUUGAGCAAUCCAUUUCAAGACAUGGUGAAAAGAACCUUCUCUUGGAACACCGACCGACGUGCAGUGAUGCCAAUUGCUUCUCCUUCUUCCUCAGAUAGCUCUCCAGAGCAGCCCAAUGUGGCGAGCAUAAUGUUGGAGAGGCGAGAUAGUUUGCGAGAACUCAAAUCAGCUUCGACAAGUCUUUCCUAUCGUCUGCAGUCAACACAGUCGGUCUAUCAUACCGGCCAGUCAUCAAUUUCCAACACUCAGGAUAUGAAUGAAAACGAUGCGCGAGAAGGGCUUGAGGCGGGAGGGAUGACUUGUGCUGAAGCGGAAGUAGAUAUCACCAAAGGCGGGCCAAAGGAACCCGGAAAGAGAUUAUAUGCUGAGAAGUUGGAGGAAGAACUUGAGAAGGUGAAGGAUCAGCGAGACAAAGUGAUGGAAGAACUUCGCAAUGCUCAGGCCCUGAAAUCGCAGCUCGAGAACCAACUCAUGGAGUCCGACCAGAGCAGAAAGGAGUUGGAGCUGAAAAUCGUUGAAAGCGAUGAAAUGUUACAGACUUUUAGACAAGAGCGAGAGCUGCUGCAGAUCGACCUCGAGAACGCACGCCAAAAGGCUGAGGAGGUGAGCAGAAGAAGCAAAGGAAAUUCUUCGGGGUCAAAGUACUUCUCCGAGUUCUCCACGACCGAAAUCACGGAAGCUGCUCAGAACUUCGACGAAUCCUUGAAGAUCGGAGAAGGCGGUUCCGGGAGCGUGUAUAGAGGCUUCCUUCGACAUACACGGGUGGCUAUAAAGAUCAUGAAAUUUCCUGGCAUGCAAGGUUCAAAAGAAUUUCAACAGGAGGUGGAUGUGCUGAGCAAGGUGAGGCAUCCUCAUCUCAUCACGCUCAUCGGCGCUUGUCCCAAGCCCUGCACUCUUGUUUACGAAUAUAUACCAAACGGGAGCCUCGAAGACUGGCUCCGCAGCAGGGACAAGGCGAAGCAGCUGCCGUGGCAAGCCCGCAUACGCAUCGCCAAUGAGCUAUGCUCCGUCCUGGCCUUCCUCCACUCUUACAAGCCUCACAGCAUCGUCCACGGGGAUGUCAAACCGGGGAACAUCCUACUGGACGAGCACCUCGUGAGCAAGCUCAGCGAUUUCGGCAUCUGCCGACUGCUGUCCGGUGGCGAGCGGUCGAUCAACAACACUACCGUUGUGUACCCGACCAACCCGAAAGGGUCGUUUGGGUACAUGGACCCCGAGUUCCUCGUCACGCGAGAGCUGACCACGAAGUUCGACGUUUAUUCUUUCGGGAUUAUACUGCUUCAGUUAUUGACGAGGAGGCCCGCCUUAGGAAUAGCGAAUGUAGUGCGAAGGGCAGUUAGCGCUGGGACUUUGGAGGCCAUCUUGGACCCUUUGGCUGGAGAGUGGCCCUAUAUGGUGGCUGAGAAGUUGACUCAGUUGGCUUUGAGGUGCUGCGAGAUAAGCAGAAAGAGUAGGCCGGAUCUCCGGUCAGAAGUGUGGACGGUGCUCGAAUCGGUCGCCGCUUCCUAUCAAUAGACCGAGACUUCUGAAUAUUCAGUAUUGAGCGAUAUACAUGUUCGUAUGUGUACAUUGAACUUCAUUUAAAAUAAAAUUUCCAGGUGAUGUGUGGCGGC
This is a messenger RNA of Rhodamnia argentea, 2253 nucleotides long. RefSeq names its product U-box domain-containing protein 33-like. The record is from RefSeq and is a predicted model, not a curated record. NCBI's taxonomy places the organism in Eukaryota, Viridiplantae, Streptophyta, Magnoliopsida, Myrtales, Myrtaceae. The transcript has 8 exons. Bases 2 to 2155 code for a protein of 717 amino acids. Gene Ontology annotation, molecular function: ATP binding; protein kinase activity. Gene Ontology annotation, biological process: protein phosphorylation.